This is a messenger RNA of Culicoides brevitarsis, 4619 nucleotides long. RefSeq names its product rootletin (gene Root). Bases 1 to 4566 code for a protein of 1521 amino acids. The record is from RefSeq and is a predicted model, not a curated record. NCBI's taxonomy places the organism in Eukaryota, Metazoa, Arthropoda, Insecta, Diptera, Ceratopogonidae. The transcript has 13 exons.
AUGGACGAUGUUACUAAGGAUCUUCCUGCAGUUGUAAAUCAAGUACGAAUUCUGUCUGAACAAAAGAAAAAGCUACAAACAUGCGAAUUUGUUCAGUUAGAAAAGAACAAUUAUGACAUUCAUAAUCAACUAGCCGGUCUUAAUGAACAUUACAACAAGCUUAAAGUAGAUCUGUGUGAUCGCGAAAAUGCGUUUAAUUGUUUACAACGUGAGUACGAGCUUCUUAAAAGAAAAUAUGAUGAACUACGUUGUCAUGCUGAGACCACAUAUACAGUAAUAGGAGAAUCGCAACACUUACAGAAUGCAUUGACAGAAAUUGCGCGCUCUAUAGUAUCAGAUUUUAAUAAUGACAACCAAAAACCAUUCGAUUCCGUUCUUGAGUCUUUUGCAAGAAAAGUCAGGUUUAAUCAAAAUAUGGAUUAUCGUAGCCUUGCUGAGAGUACAACUUUAGCAGUACAAGCUACCAUUUCUAACUACAACAAAUCUAUUAAUGAAAACCAAAAUAAACUUCAAGAAUUAAGUAAUGAAAUCAGUAAACUAAAAGCACAUGUAAAUGAACUUUCUGAUGAAAAAAUCAAUUUUCUUCGUGAGCUUCCUAGAUUGAACGAAAAAUGUGAAGAGCAGCAAUUAACAAUAUCAGAGCUUGUUAAGGAAAAAGAAAAUUUACAGUAUAAUCUUGAAAGCAUACGAUCAGAAAAGUUCACAUUGGAUCAGAUGAUGUCGGAUAUUACAUUAACGAAUGAAAAGUUAUCAAAUGAAUUGAAUAAAAAAGAGUUGGUAUUAUCCAAAUUACAAAAAGAAUUAGACAACAUUGAAGAAGAAAAGGCACAUCUUCAAGACGAUAUUAAAAAUAAUUUAAAAAAGGAAGAGUUACAUUACAUGACUUUAAAUGGAUUGGAAAUGGGAAAUAGUAGAUUAAAAGAGGAAAUUCUACUUUUACAAGAGGAAUUGCACAAAACCUGCUUAAAAUCAGACGUGCUAGAACAUCAAUUAAGUGAUGAAAAACUUAGUAAUUCCAAAUAUGAAAAUGAAAUCAGAAAUUUAAAAAAUAUGCUGGACACGGUCUCAAAAGAAUGUUGCACACUUAAAACAGAACUAGAUAAUGCCUUAUUGGUAAAGGAAAAUGGUCAAAAGGCAAACAAGUUACAUACAGACAUAGAUAUUCUCAAGAAAGAAUUGAUUGGGAGUGAAAAAAUUCGAUUGCAAAUAGAGUCUGAAAAGAAAAAUUUGGAAGACAAACUCUCUUGUGCUCACAAUAAUAAUUCUAAAUUAGAAGAACUUCUUUGUCAAACACAAAAAGAAAGAGAAGAGCUCUGUAACAAAUUAACUGUAGCUAAUAGGAAAAACGAUUUUUUAAAUACUGAAUUACUACGUUUUAAACAAAGAAUUGAACAAGCAACUCAAAUAAAUAAUCGUUUGAAUAAAAACAUUGAAGAAUUAAUAAAACAGAAUGAAUCGAAACAAUCUUUCAUAGAAAAACUAGAAAAAGAUAUCGAAACGUAUCAAGAAAUCAUAACAACCUUAAAAACGGAGAAAAAUGCUUUAGAAGGAAGACUUCAUGAUUCAUUAUCAACAAUAGAUAACAAUGAACAUAAAUUGGCUCAAUUGAAUGAAAAAUAUAAAGAGAAAUCUGAAAAUUAUGAAAAAGCUAUGAACCAGUUGCAGUUAACAAAGAGAGAAUUUGAAAUGUCUGAAAAAAAUCUAGCAAACCUAAAAAUAAAGUUUUCUUCUGAUAUUUCAAAACUAGAGGGUGAUUUUGUCCAAAAACUUUCAAAGUUGAAACAGUUGAUUGAUGAUAAUAUUGUUCAAUUUAACGCAGAAAAGGCACAUCUACAAUCAACAUCUGAAAAACGUCUGCAACAAGCUUUGCACGACCUCGAAUUAGAAAAGAACACAGAAAUAGAGAAGAUAAAAAUCAAAUAUAACUCACUGCAAGAUCAGCAUACCGCUUUCAUCCAACAACAUGAAGAAAUGUUAUUGAAAGCUGAAAAUGAAAAACAAAAUGUGUAUAAUUGUGCACAAAAAGAUAAACAACAUAUAGUUCUUCGUUUGGAGCAGGCAUUACAAGAUUUGGAAAAGGAAGCUGAGAAUCAUUCCAAAACUAAACGAGAAGCAAAAUGUCAACACGACCAAGAUAAACGUUUGAUAUCUUCAUUACGAGAUGAAUGUGUAUCUUUGAAGAACGAGUUAGAAAAUUUACGAUUACAUUUAGAAGAUGUAAAACAUGCAUCUGACACAUUGGUAUCAAAAUUAAAUGAUGAAAAGGAAAGCCUUUUCAAAGAAAUUUCAGAAUUAAAAACGGUAACGAAAUUGGAAGAAGACAAAAGUAACGCUUUAAAAAUAAAAUCAAAUGAAUUAUCAAUGAGAUUGAAUGAAGCUGAGAGUCUUAUAGAGGGACUACGUAAAGAGUUAAUGGAUUAUAGAAAACAAAUAACAGACAUCAGUUUAGAAAGAAAUACAUUUGCUGAAAGUGCUAAAGCUCUACGGGAAAACGUCAAACAACUAGAAACAACAAAACGAGAAAUGAAGAAAACGCUUGAUAAUAAUAAUAACAAAAUAAUGCAAUUGGAAGAUACAAACAAAAGGGUAUUGGAACAAUGUAAUGAUUUGUCAAAGCGACUUCAAGACAGUGAAAUUGAAUCAGCAAAAAUAAAAACAUCUCUUUCGCAUAAGAAAGAUGAAUGUGAUAAGAUGAAAGUGACUAUAUCAGAAAAGGAUAUUUUGGAAAAAGAACUACGAUCAAGAUUGAACAAUGAGACCGAAGAACGUGAAAGACUCUCACAUCAAUUAAUUCAUGCGACGAAACAGAUUACUGAUUUAGAAGGGCUUUUGAACUCCGCGCGCCAAGAGCUUCAUCACACCAUAUGUCAAACAAAUCAAGAACGGCACAAGUGGAGUAACUUUGAACAUGGAUUGCAAAACCAGUACGAAGAGACACGAAUAAAUGAACAAAAGCUACAAGAUAAAAAACAUAAUUUAGAAAUUUGUUUAGCAGAUGCGACUCAACAAAUACAAGAGCUAAAAGCUAAAAUAUCUGGAUUAGAUAAUAAAAAUUGUAGUUUGGAAAAGGAGAGAACAUUCUUACUAGAAAGAAAACGAUCAUUGGAGAAUAAAUUAUCUACCAUUAGUAGUAUGCUUCGAUGUAUUUGUGGAAUACAGCCUGAUGGAUCAAUUAUUAUUCCUGGCCAUCAUGUAUUACAAUCUGGUAUGGAUCGAAGUGCAAAUCAUGAGUCUAUUGACAUGUUUAUAAUUGAGCCAGAUCAAGCUACAAUUGGAAUGAAGGCUUUGAUGCAUUAUAUAGGACAAUUAGAACGGGAUCAGGAAGCUUUGGCAAGUAAGUUAUCAGUUGCAGAAAAGAAACUGUUACAAUCUUCAGAGCAAGAAAAGCGGAUUGAAAACAAGUUAAAUAAAAUUCAAGUUCUUUUAAAUACAACACAGCAUGAAAAAGUGAACGCUGAAACCAAAUAUUCACAAAAAUCAGCAGCAUUGAAAAAUGUCGAAGCUGCACUAAAAUCCAAAUGCGACGAAGUAAGGAUAUUACACGAAAACAAAAGUCAACUUGAAAAUGCUAUUCAUGACAUCAAUUUGAGUAAAAAGCAUUUAGAGGAUCAUUUAGAGCAAUGUAGACAAGCAAUAUCUUGCUUAGAAACUGAAAACAAUAGUGUUAAAGAUGAGUUAGCGCAUGCAGAAGCUAAGCUCUCACGUUUGGAUCUUCAAAAGAUAGCUCUAGAAGGUGAUUUGCAAAGACAUCAAAUGAUUUUGCAAGAUAAGGAUAACAGUAUAAAAAUGUUACAAGAGAAAGUUGAAAAUCAGUCGAAAUGCAUCGCUUCUCUUGAAGAGUGUUGCGCCAACAUGAAAUUGACAAUCGACCAACUCAAAUCCAAAAUAGAACAGUCAGCCGUAUUGGAAGCUGAAUUACGUGCUGAAAUAAAACAUGUUCAAAAGAUAAAAAGCAACCAAGAACAAAUGCUAAUUAAUUGUGAUGAAAAAAAUAAGCAGUUACAAAAAGCAUUACUAAAUAGCGAAAAUGAACAAAGAAUAUUAUCUGAACGGCUUGAAUCUGCGCAACAAAAUGUGGCAGAAACAAAACGCCAAAAUCAGAGUAUUGCUACACAGUUGCAAAAGUAUCAAGAGCAGGUUGCCAAUUUGGAAAUUCAGAAAUCAAACAUAGAUUCACAAUUGAAACUACUUCAAUGGAAAGGAACUAAUGAAGACUCUAAUAGAUAUGAUAACUCAAGUUUUUCCAAUAAAAUGGAUAAAGAUUUUGAAGUUGAUAGUCGUCCCAACCACUAUGGUGAAUUUGUUCAGUCUGACAUACAACAAAAUAAAAAAAUAUCCUCUUUGGAAAAUGAGUUAAUGAUGUUGAAAAAACAGUUACAACAAGAAGUGUCGUGGAAAGAUAAAUACGAUUGCAUCAAAAAUAAAACCAGCCAAGAGUUGAUUCAUCUACGAAAGGCUCUUGGAAGCUCACUAAAAAAUGUGGCACUCGACCCACAUGCAAGUAUGAUUCGAACUGAAAGUAAAUGGCUAGAUAAUGCAGUAUCUGUUAGUUUACCUCCAUCUUAAAAAUAUGUUAGAAAUACAUCAAAGAUGUCACAAAAAAUGGUUCUAGGUGAAGU